CUGACAACAAGACAACAACAGACUUUGUUGUGCGUUAAACACAAAAAAAUUGUAGAAAACUCAACUAGAAGUGAGUGAAAAAGUCACUAGAAAGUUUCGUGUGAUUCGUUCUGCAACGACAUCAAAGUCAUUUCUCAUCAGCUGUGAGUUUUUAAACCAGCUGCAGUUGUCCUUGGGUCACAUGACUCACUGCACGUCAUCAUGAUGACAUCCAUUGUAUUGAUCUUUGUCUAAAUGUUCAGAAAUAGCAGGCUUGAUCAUAUUGACCAUAAGUCUUUGGAAACACUGUAUUUCCUGUACUUGUUUGUGUUGUUUUCAGCCGGACAUGAGAGCUUCAGCACAGGAAUGAUAAUAGAACGCUUCCAUAGCUCUGGAACAACAGGAUUCUCUGUCAGUUUUUCAGAUUGCACAGAAAGCAUCAUGAAGUUCAGGAGAGCAGUUUUUUAGCACAGAGGCUGAGAAACCAUCACGUCCUGUGGAUUUCUGACUACCGUCAUGUCUAAAUGCUGACUGUACCUGUAGAGCAGGGCCGUCACACUCUAAUGACCUGGGGGCCAAUGAGCGUCUAUUCUGGUCAAGAGGGGGCCGGACUACGGAACAUAGAGUCGUCAAAAAACAAGUGUUCAGUACACGGCUGCCGUGGGGUUUUAAAAGGUAGUAAAAGGCAGUAAAUUAAAUUAGGCCAAAUUAAAGCCAGUAUAAAGUAGUAAAAAGUAGUAAACGUCAUCUGACGAGGUAGUAAAUUUUCGAACCCCAAUCCAACUGGAUUUGCGUUUCAACUGCGUUUUCCAAUUAAUUUUACUUACGUGAAGGCCGAGCUUCUUCAAUUACUAAACUUGCGUAAAUUUAUUUUUAUGUUGCGAGUAGGACCUGCGCGCGGGGGUACACGUGAUCCUAGGUCCUAGGAUCACGUGUACCCCGCGCGCGCUAAAGUCAGUUUGGGUACCCGGCUGGCUUGCUACCAAACCUCUCCGUGAGUUCGCAUCAAAAUGGGUAAAUGUAAAUUUUCAGACCUCUGGCUGGAGGAAUCAGCCUUUAAAGACUGGCUUAGGCCAGUAACUGGCAACAGCCGAGAGGCGUAUUGCAGUGCCUGCAAAAAGACCAUUAAUAUUACCUGGAUGGGGGUGAAGGCGGUCAAAUCGCAUCUGGAGUCUGCCAGUCACCGAGCCAGGAUGCGGGGACAUAGCGCGCAGCUACCGCUGUCGCUGUUUUGCGCUAGCACGACUGCUAGCUCUACGCCCUCAACCUCCACUGCUCCCUCAACUUCGCCUGCUCCUGCCCCGCAAUCCACCGCCAGUAUUCCUACGACCAGCACACAGAUGCUCUGCGCUGCCACCUCUACACUGCAGGCCGAGGUACUGUGGUGUUUAGAUUUAGCAGUAAAACACCACUCGUUCAAUUCGAACGAUAACAUAGGAGAGCUCUUCUGCAUGAUGUUCCUGGACUCCCAAAUCGCAAAAUCGUUCGCGUUGGCCAAGGACAAGACCGGUUACAUCAUCAAAUUUGGCAUUGCCCCCUAUUUCAAGAAGCAACUGGUUGAGGCCAUCAAUCAUGCUGGACCGUACGUCCUAAUGUUUGAUGAGAGCCUCAACCAGUCAUCAAAGAAAAAACAAAUGGAUAUACACAUUCGUUUUUUGGAAAAUGGUUGUGUACAGUCCAGAUAUUUUGGCUCACAGUUCCUGGGACAUGGAAGAGCUGACGAUCUGUUGCGGCACAUCAAAGAAUGUGUUGCACAACUCAACAUGAGGGAGCUUCUCUCAAUAGGAAUGGAUGGCCCUAAUGUCAACUUUAGACUCCUGGAUCUCCUUCAAAAGGAGCAUGCUGAGCUGUACGGAGGUGCUCAAGUCCUGAUGGUUGGGAGCUGUGGACUGCACACUCUCCACAAUGCCAUGAAGGCAGGCUUCACAGCCUGGCAAAUUGACAAACUCCUGCGUGCGCUCCAUUUUCUCUUCCACAACGUUCCUGCCCGAAGAGAGGACUACACCAACAUCACUGGAUCAUCCUGCUUUCCCCUCUCUUUCUGCGGCCACAGAUGGGUCGAAAAUGUGCCGGUUGCAGAGAGAUUCCUGGAAGUUUGGCCCAUGAUUCGGAAGUAUGUUGAUGCUGCUGAGGAGAAGAAGGUCCAAAAACCGAACACGGCCUCUUAUGACGUCAUCCUGGCAGCACUAGGCGAUCCACUCUUAAUCCCAAAGCUUCAAUUUUUCCUCGCCAUUGCGAGAAGUUUUAACCCAUUUCUUCAGAAAUACCAAACAGAUGAGCCAGUGUUGCCUUUUUUGGCAAAAGAUUUAACUGAGCUUCUGUUGAGUUUACUGAGGCGGUUCAUUAAAAGGGAGCUCCUACAGGACCAAAGCCCCCUGCAGCUCAUUAAUUUGGACAUCUCUGAGGAGAAGAACUGGGUCUCCCUCAAAAGGGUAGACAUAGGCUUGGGGGCUGAAUCUGCCAUCAAGGCACUCCUGGGCAAACCAGGAACCAAGAUAGGGGAACUAUCUGUACUCAGCCUGAGAAAAGAGUGUUUGCAGUGUCUGAUUAGGAUCAUAAAGAAUCUGCAGGAAAAGUCCCCAUUGAAAUUCCCCAUUGUUAGGCAGAUUUCCUGCCUGGAUCCCACAAAGAUGGUCAAAGAUCCAGAGUGGUGCAUCGUACAGAUGAAGGCAUUGGUACAGACUUUCAUCCAGGGGCAGCAGCUGGCAGGUGGCAUUGCAGCUGGUGAUGUCAUCAUUCAACAAUUCACAUCCUUUCUCUCUGUCGUGGGCAGAGAAGAUGAGUUUGUUUCCUUCCAACCCCUGAGGCAGCGUCUCGAUGUCUUUCUCCACUCUAAACUCUGUACGUCCCAUCCUGACCUGCUAAAGUUCUGCCAAAGUGCUCUCCUCCUUUCCCAUGGACAGGCCACAGUGGAGAGAGGCUUCUCGGUGAAUAAAGAGGUAGAAACGUGCAACCUCCGUGAUGAAUCUCUCGAAGCCCUCAGGUUAAUCUGUGAUAAGGUAGCUGUUUGUGGUGGCGUUCUUAAAGUUCCUUUGACCAAGGAGCUCCUGGCUUCUGCUGCUUCAGCGAGGUCACAAUACAGGCUAUACCUUGAUAGUGAGCGGAAAAAAAAGGAGAGCGCUACACAAGAGCUGAAGAGGAAAGCAGCAAAGAAAGAGCUUGAGGACCUUCGGAACCAGCGGCAGGUACUCAAUAGCGUGUGCCAUUCACUUGAAAAUGAUGCCGACAAGUAUGCAGAGAUGGCUGAGGGAAAGGCAGGAACAAAGAUGGCUGAGCUCAUCACAAAAUCCAACUCUCUUCGUAGAAGACACAGGGACAAAAAAGCAGACCUUCUCCAAGUGGUAAAAAUGAUAGAAGAAAAAGCCACACAGCUGAGGCACUUGUAACUGCAAUUUUUUUUUUGUGUCCAGUGUUGAAGUUAUUAAGUUGUUUGUUAAUAAAAUACUAUUACAGUGUAAAGUU
Molecule: messenger RNA, 3441 nt
Organism: Solea senegalensis (Senegalese sole)
Lineage: Eukaryota; Metazoa; Chordata; Actinopteri; Pleuronectiformes; Soleidae
Exons: 5
Coding region: 990-3365 (791 amino acids)
Source: RefSeq, a predicted model, not a curated record